This is a messenger RNA of Acanthosepion pharaonis, 3195 nucleotides long. Lineage: Eukaryota; Metazoa; Mollusca; Cephalopoda; Sepiida; Sepiidae. The record is from the annotation of a GenBank genome assembly.
AUGCCAUUGGCGCGCGUUUUCCGCGGUCGAUCCCACGUAAGUCUAUACCACCUUUCCUUUCCUUUUUUAAGGCCGUCCGUCUUCACCAAGGAUACACCAUUCCCACCCUUUUCCCCAACCUCCCCGGAAGUCUACCCUGUUUGUUUUGGUUUGUUUUUUGCCCCGCCAAAAAAUAUACUUCCUUCCCGUUCGAUCCCCAUUUUCUUUUUUAUAAAUUUUCGUUUUGGGCCCCCUGUUUGGGGACCCAAAACGCCUUUCCCCAAACUUUGCCCUAAACCCCAAUUCUUUUGGGGGGUUUUCCCGGGGUCCCGGGGAAAUUCCAUCACGUUGGGGCCCUUUCCUUUUUUGGGGCCCCCGGGUUUUUCCCCUUACACGGCCCACCCCUUUUUGGGGUCGAUCCGCCCUGUAAGGGGUUAUCCUCCCUUUCCCUGGGGGCCCGUCUGUUUAAGGGUACACUUUGGCCGAUCCGUUUCCGCGGUCGUUCCGCCCGUGGCGUUACUUUCUGCCUUUAAAUUUGCUUGGUUGUUUUCGCCAAGUGAUACAUUUUGGGUUUCAACCCUUUUUCCCCGGGUCCCCGGGCCCGGAAGUUUUCACUUUUCCCGUUUUCCAAUUUGGCCUUUUCCCCGGAACCCCCGGAAAAUUUUUUCCCAAAAGGAUCACCCCAGCCGCCCGGGGUCUUUCCGCCCGGCUAUCCACCUUCGUUUUGGGCCCUUUUUGGAACCCCCAAAACCAAAUACCCUUUUUGGGCAAAAACCCGUUUUCCCUUUUCCCCGUGUUAACCUUUUUCCCUGGCCCUGUUUGGGCCCUGGUUCGCCAAGGGAAUUUUGGGAAACCCCUUUCCGCGAACCCCGAAACAAGUUUUCAUUUCCCGGCCCCUUUUGGGGACCCCGUGCCGCCAAGUUAAAAAACUUUGGUAAUCCAACUUCGCGGCAGCCCAUUUUGCAUCCGCAAAUUUAUCACUUUUUCCCCCGGGGCCUUUGGGAAAAAUUUGGCAAAACUUCCCCAAAUGGUACCUUCCGGGGCCCCCUUUUUUGGGUCGAUCCCCCCCGCGAAAACCCGUUCUGUUUUUCCCCCGGGGCCUUUGGCUUAAAUGUUACACUUUGCCUGACCCGCUUCGCGUCGAUCCCCCCCGGAAGCGAAAUACUUUCCCCCUUUGGGGGCCUGUUUAGGGCCCGUUUUUCCCCAAGUGUCCCUUUGCCCGAUCCUGUUUCAUGGCCCUUCCGUGAAGCGUUUACUUUCCCCUUUUUGUUUGGGGCCCCGGGUCUCCCCGGAUACACUUUUUUGCCCUUUUUUUCCCUGGUCCCGCCCUGUAAGUUUUCCCCCUGUUUUCCCAAGAGGGCCUGUCUUCGCCAAGUGAUCCCUUUUGGUGAAUGUUUCGCGGUCAAUCCCCCGGUCCCCCCAAUAAUUUGGGGCAAACCUUUUUUCCGGGUCGAUCCCCCCCGUGUCUACCCGUUCUCCCUUUUGGGCCCCCUGUUUGGGGACACCCCCCCCAAAAUGCCAUUUUGGGCCCGAUCCUGUUUCCGCGGUCAACCGCCCCGUAACGACCCUUUUCCGAAAAGGAAACCCCCACUUUUGGUAAACCCCCGUCGCUUUCCCUUUCCGCCCCUUUUUAAGCCCCAAAAGUGUUUUCCCUUCCCUUUUUUCGGCCAAUCGUUUGGCAAUUUCGGUAGACCCCUUUCCGGGGGUCAACCGCCCGGAAGUCGUAUCACCUUCGGGUUUUUGGCCCUGUUUAUGGACCGGGUUCGCCAAGGAAUUUCAGCAAUGAUCCCCCUGGGGUCGAAAUCCUUUUUCCACGGCCCUUUUUUAAAAAUUUCCCUUUUCGCCAGGCCACGGUGCGACCCCGUUCCGCGGUCGAUCCUUUUGGUUGUAUACUGUUCUCAUUUCCCCCUGUUUGGGGACCCGUUUUUAAAGGGGGUACACUUUGGGCGAUCCUUUUCCCACGGGUCGAUCCCCCCAAAAAUUUACCCUUCUGACUUGACCUGUUACCGACCCCCCCUUUUAAGUGAUACACUUUGGUGCGACCCCGUUUCCGGGUCGAUCCGCCCUGAGUUGUAUCGCCUUUCACGGAAAUCGUUUAUUGAUUUCCCGGUUUUUCACCCGCCCGUCCAAACCGCCCCGGUAAGUCGUGUCCCCGUUCCCCUUUUGGGCCCUUUUUUUGGGGUUUUCCUUUUUCCCCCAAAUAACAUUGUUGGUUUUUUUUCCGCGGUCGAUCCCCCCCAAUUUGGGGAAAAUGUUCUAAUUUCCCCCUUGUUUGGGGGUUCCGGGUUUAAACCAAGGAAAGGGAACCCUGUUUGCGGUCGAUCCGCCCAGUCCAUUUUUCUUUCCUUUGGUAUACCUUUGGACCCGGUUUGGGUCCUUUCCGCCCAAAAUUCGGUACCCUUUUUCUUCGGCCCUUUUGGGACACUUCUUCCCCAAAGGAUACACUUGGUAAUCCCGCCCGGGGCGGCCAAUCCGUCUGUGGUCGUUUUACCUUUCUGUUUUGGGCCCUGUUUGGGGCCCCCGUCCCACCAAAUGACCCCUUUUGGGAAGCCGUUUCCGCCGUCGACCCGCCCUGUUGUUGUACCCCGUUUCACGGGCCCGUUUGGGGACCCGGCACCGCCCGAUCCUGCUUCCCGGUCGAUCCGGGAAGACAAAACCCGUCCUUUUGGGCCCCCUCGCCAAGUGAAACACUUUGGUUCGACCCUUUUUUUCCCGCGGUCGUUCCCCCCUGGGUCGUUUCCCCGUUCUCCGGGGGACACCGUCUUGGGCGGAUACACUUUCCGGUCCCUUUUUCCCGGGGUCGAUCCCCCCGUCAAGUCGAUAAAUUCCCCGCCUGGCCCGUUUAGGGACCCUCCCCCAAAGGAUACCCCUUUUGCGAUCCCCAAUAUCCGCCCUGUAAGUCGUAUCCCCGUUUUCCCUUUGGCCCCUUUGGGGGACACCGCCGCCGGAAAAUUGGCUGAUCCCGCCGGGUCAAUCCGCCCCAGAAGUCGUAUCACCUUUUGGGCCCUUAAACACUUUGUUGGUCACUUUUCCCGCGGUGAUCCCCCGUGGGUUGUACCCGUUCGAUUUAGACCCCCCGGGGAUCAUUCCCCGGUUAAUUUGGGGGAUCCCGCCGCGGUCGACCCCCCGGAAAUCCCCCCGUUCUCCCUUUUGGCCCUGUUUAGGGGUCCCAAAGGGGACAUUUUCCAUCCCCCCGGGGUUAAAUUCCCCCCCUGA